Lycium ferocissimum is the source of this 1601-nucleotide messenger RNA. RefSeq lists its product as uncharacterized. The transcript is spliced from 7 exons. Lineage: Eukaryota; Viridiplantae; Streptophyta; Magnoliopsida; Solanales; Solanaceae. The record is from RefSeq and is a predicted model, not a curated record. Bases 146 to 1426 code for a protein of 426 amino acids.
AAAAAUGAGGUUGAAAAUAGUAGGAGCCAAAAAUCUGCUCUUAUCUAAGCAAGCAACCUGUAAACCAGCAGGGCAGCGCAUGGCCAUUUUUGUAGCAUCUUUAUAGAGAACAAUCCUUUGAAAAUUCAGCACCAUAAGAGAAGACAUGGCCUUAAUUCCCAAUUCUCAAGUUUUGUCUUCUUUCCCAGCCAUCAAUUCUUCAACAAACCCAUUUCCUAAAAUCUCCAAAUCCAUCAGGACUCUUAAAAUCUCAGUUUCACCCAACAAUUCUGAAGAUAAACCUCUGGAAAACCAGGAACAGAUUGUUGAAACUGACCCUGUGAAGCUCGCAUUUGCAAAAGCUAAGGCCUACAAGAAAGACAUUAAAUUACCUGAUCCUGAUACUGAUGAUCAGAAGGUGCCUUCAGCUGACAAAAUUUCACUGGACAGUAACACUCUACAAGAAAGAUCUAAUAAAGAGAACGAGGAAAAUGACUUCAUCAAAAUAGAGAAUGGGAAAAGUGACAGAAAUGCUUUAGGCAAAGAGAAUGUUAGUAAGAAGGAAAAAUUGACGAUCUCAAGUAUGGAUUUUGUGGGGCUUGGUUUUUCUGAUAGUAAGAAGAGCAGGGGACUGCCAGCUGGAUUGGUUCCAAUAGUAGACCCAUUCCCUGGAGGAGACUUGCCUGACGUAGAGAUACUUGUUGGGGACACAAGCAAGUUUGUAGAUACCGAGUCAUCAAAGUCAAACCGCAUACAAGAAGAUGACACAAAUACCUAUAAGCCAAAGGUUUCCACGUGGGGAGUUUUCCCCAGACCGAACGACAUCUCUAAAGCUUUCGGUGGUGGAAGAACUAUACGUCCAGGAGAGGUACUUGAAUCAGCAGAAGAGAAAGCAGCCAAAGAAGCACGUACGAGAGAGCUACUUGCUGCCUACAAGAGCAGAGUAGGCCUAACUAUUGAUCCAAAACUGAAACUUGAAUGUGAGGAGGCACUGAAGGAUGGCGACUCUUUGAUGGACCUUGGCAAGCUCAGGGAGGCACUACCAUUUUAUGAGAAAAUUAUGAAUAAGUUGCCAUUUCAGACUGAACUUCAUGGAUUAGCUGCACUGCAGUGGUCUAUUUGUCAAGACUCGCUUCGUAGGUCUAGUGAAGCUCGUUCAAUGUACGAGAAGCUUCAGUCUCACCCUAAUCCUCGAGUUAGCAAGAAAGCAAGACAAUUUAUGUUCAGCUUUCAGGCCAUGGAAAUGAUGAAGGUUACUGGCUCAACAUUCUCUUUGAAUACUGACUAUCAAAAUUAUUUCAACGCCUUUAUUAGGGAUAAAGUAAACUAUUCCCUAAAAGAGGAUGAAUCUGGUGAAGGUGCAAUCCGACAAGCUGUCCCUUACAUUAUAUUUCUUCUUUUCCCCAUUUUUAUUGUGCUAUUAAUUGCUGUAAGAAAGGGUGUAUAAGUUUUAUAGUUAGUAAUAUCUUGAAACUCGGACAACAAAUAACUCUGGAACUGAAAUGCAUGUUUCUCCCUAGUAUAUAUGGUACGUAAUAAAGUGAUGAGUUCCUCUGGAUAUUUGAGUGUGGUAGAAUCUUCUCCAAGAACAGCGUAUAUGCAUGAAUAAUUAUGAUAAUAAU